AUGUCCUUCCCGGCCACGCCCAUCGCCAAGCUAACCGGCCAUAAUGGCAUCGUACAUGCUGUCGCCUACUCGUCCGGCACCCAGUCCUACAUAUUGACCGGCUCCUCCGACCGCACAAUCCGCCUCUACAACCCGAAGAACGCUCCGUCCAAUUCAGUCGCCCCCACCCAGUCUUCGCAGCGUCCCGCCGGCCUCGUAAACAAAUAUACGGCGCACGGCUACGAGGUUCUCUCCAUCGACGUAAACGAGGGAAACGACAAAUUCGUCAGCACCGGCGGUGACAAGACAGUCUUCCUAUGGGAUGUCCAAACCGCACAGACGGUCCGCAGGUGGACUGGCCACUCCGGGCGGGUGAAUCGCGGUGUAUUUGGCGGUGAGGGCGACAGCGUCGUAGUGUCUGGAAGUUUUGAUGGCACAGUUCGCAUCUGGGACGUGCGGUCCAAUGCCUACAAGCCCAUUAUGACGCUGUCCGACGCCAAGGACAGUAUUUCAGAUGUUGCGAUACACGAUGCGGAAAUUGUGGCUGCGAGCGUAGACGGGCGCGUGCGAAGCUAUGAUCUGAGGACGGGCAUGUGCCAGGUCGAUGUCAUAGGCCCAUCCUGCACUAGUCUGGCUGUGAGCAAAAAAGGCACAGAAGUCCUCGUCAGCUCGCUAGAUUCCACUGUCAGACUCAUGGAUCGCGCAAACGGCGCUUUACUGAAGACGUACAAGGAUGACGCGUUUGUGAACAAGGAUCUGAGGGUGAGAAGUACGCUCGGCCUGAAUGAUAGUGUUGUUGUUAGUGGAAGUGACGAUGGCAUGGUGUUUGCAUGGGAUAUGCUUGAAGGAACAUGCCUGCACAAAUUCAAGCAUUCUGAAAUGAGAGAGAUGAGUGAUUCGGCGCCAAACACCCAGGUAAAGGGCAAGAAGGACCUUGUAUCUGCGGUAGCAUUUUGCCAGACGAGGCGCGAAUGGUGCAGCGGUGGUGGCGACGGUAAUGUCGUUGUGUGGGGCAUGGGAAGCUAAGACAUGCAUAUAUGUGCUGCUUGACUGUUUGAUACCCCACCUAGACAAUCUCUUUGG
Exserohilum turcica Et28A is the source of this 1062-nucleotide messenger RNA. RefSeq lists its product as uncharacterized. NCBI's taxonomy places the organism in Eukaryota, Fungi, Ascomycota, Dothideomycetes, Pleosporales, Pleosporaceae. Gene Ontology annotation, biological process: mRNA splicing, via spliceosome. The transcript has a single exon. Gene Ontology annotation, cellular component: catalytic step 2 spliceosome. Gene Ontology annotation, molecular function: protein binding. Bases 1 to 1005 code for a protein of 334 amino acids. The record is from RefSeq and is a predicted model, not a curated record.